This is a messenger RNA of Aspergillus homomorphus CBS 101889, 2775 nucleotides long. RefSeq names its product putative PHD finger and SET domain protein. Bases 1 to 2775 code for a protein of 924 amino acids. The transcript has a single exon. NCBI's taxonomy places the organism in Eukaryota, Fungi, Ascomycota, Eurotiomycetes, Eurotiales, Aspergillaceae. Gene Ontology annotation, molecular function: protein binding. The record is from RefSeq and is a predicted model, not a curated record.
AUGACAGAUACCUCCCCAGUCGUCAUCACGCAUCCCAUCACGGACCCUUAUCCGGUCACCGUCCCGCUGCCCUCGCCUGGCGUUAACGGCACCGUUUCAGACUCUAUCGUCCCGGAAGAGGAGGAGCCGUAUACCAUCAAAUGCAUCUGCGCAUUCGAAGAUGACGAUGGAAACACGGUCUUCUGUGAAGGGUGCGAAACUUGGCAGCACAUAGAAUGCUACUACCACGGUCGAGAUGUGCCCGACGUGCAUAACUGUGUUGAUUGUGAGCCGCGUCAUCUGGAUGGCCGGCGUGCAACCGAACGACAGAGACGCCUCAGGGAGCAGAGUGAUGGCGGUGACCGGAAAACUAAGCGAUCUGGAAACAAGAGUCAUAAGAAAAAGAUUAAGGAACAUGGGGACCAUGUGAAUGGAUUCCAUCAUCGGUCGGAAUCUGGUGCCCGGGAUCAGCCCGUUACGAAGAAAGUCAAGACUAAUCACCGUGCUUCAGGGUCGAUUAGCUCUGUCUCGGGUGUUCCAGGUCUACCACCUGAUCCACGGAAACGUGCUGCAGCGUCACUGAGCCCGAUCAAGACCGCUGGCCCUACCAUUCCACUCUACUCGCACGAAUUUCUGCAUUUAUAUGAUCAUGACAACGACUACGCGAGUAUGGACAGCAAUUUAUUUGUCAACCUCCCCUUGGCCGCCGAUCUGGCUUCUUGGGUGACGGAACCUACGGCUCUAGCCCGAAUCGCCAACGGGCGAUCCGGGCAGGACAUUUUUACGUGGUCUGGGGCAUCACUUGACCGGUCGCGGUGGCCAAUCUUGUCAACGGAGUCGGUUACGGAUUCAAGUGUCGAAAUGGAGGGGCAGCAUCCGACCUGGAAAGUACUUAAGACCAGAGAUCGCGUAGGGAAGGAUGAGAUUGUCGGCGAGAUCACAGGUAAAAUUGGAUUGCUACGAGAUUACUGCCUCGAUCCUAGUAAUCGGUGGCAGGAGCUUCGUCAUCCGGAGCCUUUCGUGUUCUUUCAUCCCCAACUCCCUAUCUAUAUUGACAGCCGUCAUGAGGGAAGUGUUCUCCGUUACGUGCGGCGAUCUUGUCGUCCGAACGUGACGAUGAAGACUUACAUCACAAACCAGGUGGAAUAUCACUUCUGCUUCGUCGCGAAAGAGGACAUUGCCCCGGACUCGGAAAUUACUGCGAUGUGGUAUCUGGACCCUCAGCUGUUUGAAUCAACCAAUGGUCUAGUCAAGCAGGAAUCGAGUGAUAGUACCCAGGACAAUGCUGCCAUCUGCAUCAGCAAUGUCCUCGCUCAUUUUGGUGGUUGCGCUUGCGUACCGUCCUCAAACUGCUUGCUGGCCAGCGUAGAUCGCCGGCGGCACCCUAGAUCCUUGGACGCCAGCAUGAAACAGGCGAACCUCAAGCGGAAAAAGCCCAAGACGAAGCCAGUCAUCUCCCCCACAGCCAACAGCCGUGCUGGGAGCGAAACGACCAAAAUUCUUGAUGAUGAUGAUCAGGCGGACAGCCGCUCUGCGUCAGAUUCCGUUCGCGGACAGACCCGCAGUCGCGACCUGACACCCACCCUACAGAACCCGACUGAGAACCAUUUGUUGGGAGAUACCGAGCUUUCCGCCCGCGAAAAGCGAAAGAUCGCGGCCGCAGAGAAGAAAUUUCAGCAACUAGAGCAAGACCAGCAGACAACUAACAAAAGGAAGAAGCGAGCUAGUGGCCAGUCCACUCAUGGUCGCGAGCGUCAGUCACAUUCCCCGCCGACUGGUGCACUGCCUGGGCCGCUGCCUGGUGCGCGUCACGGCUCCCCGCGGAAAAUGUCCAACAGCCAUAGCAUACCUUCCAUGCGAUCUCCACUCAGUAGUCCUCAAUAUGUGGACUCUGCCAUCCAGACUGAGUCCGACGCCCCUAUUGGCGGGUCUUCCUCUUCGUGCUCAUCUCGACGGCCUAGUUUCGUGCCCUUGACACAACGCCUGCUAAAACGAUGUUAUUUCGAUCGCCUUCGCUUCGAAAACAGUACCCAACCUGUGUCACCUCAGGCAGAACCUCUUAUGUCCACAGAUUCGUCCCCCAGGGCACUGAUUCCCGGUGGGGGUCAACCACUUACAGCAUCAACCCCUAGUGUUUCGGGCGACAAGGAGGACACGGACAUGAAGGAUGUUGAUUCGUCUACCCAGCCCUCGCCCUCGCCCUCGCAAAAAUCCCACCAAGUGCACCUCGAGAUCUCGCCAUCAUCAGAUCGAGGCAUGGUCAAGCCGCCUUUGCCAUUUCCCCUGCCAUCAACAGCCGCUCAUAAUGCUCGAAUACCAAUGAACCCAGUCGGUCAGCGUCGUCCUGAGCUUCGUGUUCCUCUUUCUCUCACGACCACCGCCCCCAACCCACCCGCUGCUAGCCCUGGGUCCGCGGCGGUAUCGACGUUGUCUCCUACAGGAGACGCUCCUUCCCAACCUACCCUGUCUGCACUCGCCUCGUCGAGUGUGGCUGCUCCCAGCCCUGUGAAGAAGAAGCUCAGUCUGGGUGACUAUAUGAUUCGGCGUGGUACCAAGACGACUCCGUCGUUGGAGAAAACUCAGGCUCAGGCCCCUAGGAUCCUCCCUCCAACCCCAGCUGCAUCAGCUUCUGGGGUUCGCGAAUCAACGGCAAUUGAUCCGACAAUGUCGGCCGGUAGCAAAGCGCACGGAGAAAUGGACGGAAACAAAAGUGACGAUAGACAUUCCCAGGAUUCGAUCAUGAAAGAUAUCCCUGGGCCUACUCCUGCCUCUCAUCUGUCCCCACUCACGCGAUGA